AUGUCGCAGAACCCGUUUAUGGAUGUCAUACUCGCAAUUGUCUGCUAUCACAAGGAACGCAUUGAAAAGUUCGAUAACGAAGCGGAACGAGAUGCGCAAGAGAAAACGCAUCUUACGUGCACGUAUUCGCAUGUUACGUGCUACUAUGGGUAUUACAGCUUGCAAUUCCAGAAUGGAAACCUCCGGAAGAUCCACGAACAAACCGAACACUUUCCUGGCAGUUUCAUGUGUACUUUUUGCGGACAGCCUUAUGGGAAUGCACUCCAAUGGAGAGCAUGCGAAGCAUCACACGGUGCUGGCCGUGGACAGCCCUAG
Colletotrichum paranaense is the source of this 315-nucleotide messenger RNA. RefSeq lists its product as uncharacterized. The record is from RefSeq and is a predicted model, not a curated record. NCBI's taxonomy places the organism in Eukaryota, Fungi, Ascomycota, Sordariomycetes, Glomerellales, Glomerellaceae. The transcript has 2 exons. The coding region runs from base 1 to 315 and encodes 104 amino acids.